AUGUUGAAACCUUAAACAGCAUCCCAUUAAACUCUAAUUACACCUGUAUAAAACUAUCAUCCCAAACACCAUCUUGUUUAAAACUAGAAAUAUUCGAACUCCCAAAACCAAAUUAAAUACUUGUAGCAUGGUUAUGAGAAUAUCACGAAUGAAGCAGAAAAUUAUGAUUAGCCUGCUGCUGAAAAAAAGAUCAAGAAAAAAGUCCAAGUAAUCAAUAUUCUCAAAAAGAUAACAGGGAAACCUAGGGAUCAAUAACUUAAUCUUGACAACAUAAGUGAUAAUUAAAGUAUUUACAAUACUGUGGACAGGCAAGGAUCUUUUCAUGAAGGAUUUGCUACAGUGUCCCAUAAAAAAUAUAAUUCAAACAUAGCCUCCGAAAUCAGUCAUAACUACAAUAGUAAUAAUUAGUACUAAUUGCAAUAUUCAGCAACUGGAGUAUCUAAUUAAGGGAAAAAUUUUUCGCAAAUAAAUAACAAGCCUAAUAAGCCACCUAUCUAGCACACUGAACAGAAAUAAAAAUAAAAUUUCAUUCCUAGUAACAACAGAAGCAACUUUGAACAUCAAUAGCCUGUCUUUAAUAAUACCAUUAUCAUCCCUGAAAAAGGGAACGAUAGCCCAAAUAUGUAAAUGAAAAAAUUUGGACAGCAUAAAAGGAGCGAAACAGCUAUAGAGCUGCACAUGAAUCCCUAAUAGUAAUUAUUCUACAAAAAGUAGGGUUUUAUUGGAGGCCAAUAGCAAGAAGAAAAUUAAUCUAUUAAAAGUAUACUAAAAAAGAUUGCACACUAAAAUCAAAAUAACUAAAUCUCUCAGCUAUAGCCCCGAUCUAUGUCCAAUGACCGAUCUUAACCAUAAUAAUUUAGAAAUAUCAACUUUAAUGCUGGAUACACUUAUACUUAGACAGAUCAUUAAAACUUAUCAAACGGGCAAUCUCCAACAAACUUCAUGAUUUCUAAAAGUAGGAUUUAGAGUGAGAUAUAAUCUCAGAAUAAUGAUCAAGUUCCAUACAUGACUCUUAAAGUCAAGGCAAAGCCCUCAAUCAUUACAACCAACAAUGGCGGUAGUUUAAGAUAAAGCAUGACUCAUUAAGUAUCUAAGGAAAGAAUUAUAACAUAAAAAACUUUUGAUAAAAAUAUAAAUAUGCCAAGAAUAGAGACCAGUGCAACCCCAAUUAUAAUAAACACCAAGAUUAUAGCAAAUAUGCCUUCAUUAAAUAGAUAAUCAACAGUUGCGUCAGCACUUAAAAGAAAUGAUUCUUAUCAAAAAAAUCUUCAAAACAAUGCUUAUUUUCAAGAAGGAGCAUCACAGACACCUGUAAGUGGUGGAUCUAGCUUCAUUAAGGGCUCAAAAAAUCAAACAUAUAAUGUAAACACCAGUGGUUUUCAAAAUGCUCUUACAUUAAAGAAGGAACAUUCAGAUUAAUUCUUCCCCUCCAUCAAAUAGUAAAAGACGUAGCUGACUGAUCAGUCUAGCUAGAUUCCAAAGAUAAAGUACCCAAAUAGUUCCCAGUAUACUAACUAAAUGUCUCAAGAUUUUGGGAAUGAUCAAGAUACUGCGAAUGAAAUGAUAGAUAAUUAUUUUAAUGGAAAUCAAAGUUAGGGAGUAAACAAAAACAACUAUCAUAAAAUGAUUACAAAGUUAGUCUAAAAAUAGCCAACUCAUCAUCAAAGGAAUUAUUCUCACUAAAUAGAGUAAUCCUCUUCAGCAGGACCUAAUGGUGGAUCAUUAAAGGAAAAGCUUAAUUUAGAGAACUAGAUUAAAUUAAAUGUCAAUUUACAAAACAAAGUUUUGAACACUAGAAAUGAGGAUAUUCAAGGGAAGAUUCAAAAUAUAAUUCAGACAAUUCAAGCCAAACAAAGCUAGCAAGAUUAAAAAAAUUAGUUGGAAAUAGCACCAAUUUUUAAGUUGCCAGCCUCAACAAAUUAAAGCCAAAACAUAGACAGAGAGGACGAGAGCCCUUAUAACAACUAAAUGAAUCAGCCAAGGAAAGUCUAGUCAUCAGAGACUGUAGAAGAGAAUUACUCCCCAACUACUCAAGAAACAGCAAUGUUCAAAAACAAUGUCAUUAAGUCUUAUUAAACGGAAUUAAUGACUGAAUUGACUCCUUAAUAUUAGAUGAAAGUUGGCGGAAAUCAAUUGAAUUCAGUGCUAUAAAUAGCUUAGUUUAAGGAAUCACUAGAGAAACAGUCGACUCAAAUGUCAUCAAAUCACCAGAAUUUUUCCAGACAUAACUCUGGGCAGAUGCUUCCUUUCAUAGCAUCAGUGGGUAGCUCUUAAAUUAAAUUAGCUUAAAAUAUGCUACCUCAGAAUUCAGGUAUUUCUAACUCAGGCUAUCAAUAGAUAUUAUAGAAGAUGAUAGGAAUGAGGGAUAGUUCAGGCAAUAAGAAUCCACUAGAAAAUUCUCUAAAAUCAUCCCAUCCUAAUGUAAACUCAAAUAAGCAGAAUUCUAAACUAGGAAAUGGAGAGAAGAAAACAACUUCUCUGAUCAAAGAGGAUAGCAAUGAGGAGAAAUCAAGCUCAAAUUCUAACUCAAAUUAGGAGAUAAUUAUAGACCCUAAGGUAAAACCAAUCUAAAAACAAGAUUUGUUCACAAAGUAACUUAAGCAAUUUCUUAAAACUAAACAUGCAAGAUAGAAGACGGCUCAAUUACUUCCCAUAUUUGGCAGGAUCUAAAAUAAUCUUAUUGAGAAGAGAUAUAAUGAGGAUCUUGAUCUUAAAACUACUAGAGAUCAAUAGACUUAAAGGGAAAAUGCUGAAAAGAGUGAAUCGAAUUAGGUUAAUCAGAGUUAAUCAUAACUCCAAAGUUUUAGAGUUUUAACGAAUCUAGAGUCAGAUAGAAUGAGAGAUAGCCUAUAUGAAUUGUUGGCUUCAGAUAACACCACAGCAAGAGUUGAAAAGAAAAAAAGUACUAGGCAAGCCGAUAAAAACAAGUUUUGGCUUCUUGACUCAUCAAGAUUUGAUCAGGCUAUCGAGCAGUAAAAGUUAUAAAAGCUUAAAGAAGAUUAAUUGAGUGAUGAAUAAGAUUUAAACAUGUCAGACACAGUUGUUUUCGACAAGGAUUCUUCCUCUAAUGAUACUCCUCCAAAUAAGGGUGCUAAGGGCAAGGUCUAGAAAUUCAAAGAAAAAGAAGUGAAAAAAUCCGAAGAGAAAGUUUUAGUUGUUAAGCAGGAGACUGUUGAGCCUGUAUUAAAAUCAUAGAAUACAGUAGUUAAUUAAUCUAAUAAAAGUUUUGCGAAAUCAAUAAUAGAACCUCCCUCAUCCAGAUAAGCACAAGUUAGGUCAUCCAUCAAUGAAAGAGAAAAUGAGUCUAAUUUUAUAACAAUAGAAGCUUAGGAUGAUUUGGACGAGACUAACACAUAAAGUGAAAAUUAAUAAUCUAUGAUAGUUAACUAGCUCCUUACUCAUACCAAAAACUCAAUUGAUUCUCAUAAUUUCCAGAUCAGAAUCGAGGAAACUAUCAAUGAAAUAUACAAGCGCCUAAAUGUAGAUGUCAGUGAAAAAAUUUUACUGUACCCUAAAUUUAAGCUUCCAGCUUUAGAUAACUUUUUUUAGCCUUCAUACUAUGAUAUAAUCUAUGUGCAAAGUAGUUAAUAUACUAAGGACUAUCCUAGCCUUGAAGGGCAUUUCAAUUUCGAUGAGUGA
Stylonychia lemnae is the source of this 3639-nucleotide messenger RNA. The record is from the annotation of a GenBank genome assembly. Lineage: Eukaryota; Ciliophora; Spirotrichea; Sporadotrichida; Oxytrichidae.